This is a messenger RNA of Dermacentor silvarum, 976 nucleotides long. RefSeq lists its product as uncharacterized. The transcript is spliced from 7 exons. Bases 263 to 976 code for a protein of 237 amino acids. Lineage: Eukaryota; Metazoa; Arthropoda; Arachnida; Ixodida; Ixodidae. The record is from RefSeq and is a predicted model, not a curated record.
GUUAUGAGUACAGGUCCCCGGUUAUGACUAGAUGCAGCUUCACUUGUUUGCUUGAAUUGUUCUUCCAGAACGGAAGCAGCACAAUAAGAAAGAAAAGCUGUACAUGUGAAUAAGAAAGAAAAGCUAAGCCGAGCUCUGUGUAGUGGCUCCUAUUAGGAAGCAAUCAACGCUCGUUCUCAUAUUACUCUUGCAGUCGCAGCAUUGACGACAUUGUUCAUCUGCUCAAGGACAUACUCCGAUACGAAGGAUCUGCAUUUUAAACAUGCCGUAUGAAGGGCACAUGAGGUGCUUCAGAAUAAUUCUAUUAGUGCAAAUUUUCUUAAUUCCCAUGAUGGAGCCUGCGCUUACAGCCGGUCGGACGUGCGCUGUUCUAAAGGCAGUGAUUGACAUCGACUGGAAAAGGCUUGAAGGAGCACGGUGGUUUGAAUUGCUGCACUACCCUAAUAAGGAAGAAAUCUGCUACGUCAUGCGGUUUUUUCCAUCGAUUGAAGUCAUGGUGCUCCGGACUAGACCGGGACCGAGUGGCCCUCUAUCAAGCCCUACCUUCUACACGCUGCGAAAGAACGGUGAGAAGCGGUAUAUGUAUGACCACGAUAACAAAUUUUACCAAGUUUUAGACACGGACUAUGCAUCCUGGGCCCUCAUUCACAACUGCUGGGAAGGCCGGACUGGAUCGUGGUUUAUAAUUGCCCUAAAGAAACCAACGUCAAAGAUACCUGCGAACAUAAUGGCAAGGAUUCAAAGUUCUCUUGCAAAGGCUGGACAGACCAAGAAGUUCACAUGGAAUCGUUCUCGCUGUAUGCUGGAGAAAACCUUCAAUGAAGACUAUCCUGGAAAACUGACAGCAGUUGCGGAGCUGAGCCGAGACAAGAAGGCGCCUCGUGAUAAGCUGAGCUUGGUGGAUGGGUUGGUCCCAGAUCAAAACGUACCCCGUGAUACGCUGAGCUUGGUGGAUGGACAACAAGGUACCUCGUGA